Messenger RNA from Macrobrachium nipponense, 645 nucleotides. Its product is annotated as DNL-type zinc finger protein-like. Lineage: Eukaryota; Metazoa; Arthropoda; Malacostraca; Decapoda; Palaemonidae. Gene Ontology annotation, cellular component: mitochondrion. Gene Ontology annotation, biological process: protein folding; protein stabilization; protein import into mitochondrial matrix. The record is from RefSeq and is a predicted model, not a curated record. The coding region runs from base 1 to 645 and encodes 214 amino acids. The transcript has a single exon. Gene Ontology annotation, molecular function: zinc ion binding; protein-folding chaperone binding.
AUGGCGCAGUUCCGGAGGUUAACUUUGGUUAAAACCUUGAUACGUAGAUCCUAUUGCCCACCCCUCUCAGCACAACUGCUGUCUCCCCAGCAUUUCACUCAGCAUGUGCAGUUACCUGCCAGUUUAUCAAAACCAAUUCGUCAACUUACAGUGAGUGCUGUUAGUCGAUGCAAAGGUGCUACUGAAGCAGACACUGGUGAAAAGCAGUCAUUAGGAAAGGUUGAUUUAAAGUUCCAGUUAGUAUUUACAUGUAAAGUGUGCAGCACCAGACAGACAAAAAUCAUAUCUCAGUUAGCAUACAAAAAAGGUGUUGUCAUUGUGACUUGUGAUGGCUGUGCAACUAAACAUUUAGUGGCUGAUAAUCUUGGAUGGUUUUCUGACUUAGAAGGAAAGAAAAACAUUGAGGAAAUCUUAGCAGCCAAAGGUGAAGCAGUGCAGAGAGGAUUAGCAUCCUCUUAUUUGGAACUUGGGGAAAACAGUGUACAAGCGUCAACAUCCAGCACCAUAGACUAUGAAAAAGAGGAAGAGCAGAGGGCAGCUGAUGCUUGGAAUGUUGCACAAGAGACUCUUAAAAUGAUGGCUGCUGAUACAGGAACUCCAUCAGAUUCUAAUGACAAAGGUAGUAAUGAUGGUAAGAGUCGGUAG